CGGAAUUAUUAGGUGUUGGUGUCAGGAAGCUCGAAGGCAGCAUUUACCGAUCCAAAAUCAAUUUGAGCCUCGGAGAAACGAACGCUCCCAAGCCCGAGGUGCGUUGUAGCAAGCGCUGACACUGUGCCAAAGGUUUCGCAGCGAGGAGACGGGUCUCCGACGGUUGGCUCGCAUCUCCCACCAGACACCAUGAUGUCAGAUAAGACAACCUUCGUCACACAAUGGCCAAAGAUUCGACCCCAUGUCGUGAAACUUCUCCGUCAGCAGGACAUUUCCCAGCCGGAUUGGCAGAACCUGUUCUGGGACAUCCAUUCCGUUUACAUAUGGGACGACAAAGGAGCAGAACAGCUCGACCGAGCUCUACAGGAAGACGUAGCGACCUACGUUCGUGAGGCUCAACGGCGUGUCAUGGACAAUCAAGAGGAUACUGCACUACUCACAGCCUACAUCAGGGAAUGGCGGAAGUUCUUCGCUCAAUGUGGUUAUUUGCCGCUCCCAUUCCGACCGUGUGAUGUUAUGAGCAAGCAGAGAAUGGCGACCAACGCUUGGUAUCCAAAGAAAGGUAACGAAUCGCCGUUCGCUGAGGCCGAUGCGCACGUUCGACGGAUGAUGCUCGUCUCAUGGAACGACUACGUAUUCCAAAAAAUCAGGAAUCGCCUCCAGGAUUCGGCAAUGAAGCUUAUCCAGGCGGAACGCAAAGGCGAAUCUUUCGAAUCGCAGCUAGUCAUCGGUGUCAGAGAGAGUUGCGUGCAUCUGAUCGCGGAUUCCGCGGAAAACCUUGAAGUCUACGUACGGCAUUUCGAGAAACCCUACAUCAACGCCACUGCGGAUUACUAUAAAGUCGAAGCCGCGCGUCAGCUCGAGAAGAACGGUGUUCACGAUUACAUGCGCUUCGCCGAUGCGAAACUCAGGGAGGAAGAGGCUCGUGGAGCCAAGUAUCUGGAGAGCAGUGCCAAUUCAUUAGCUUUACUCAAAGAAUGUCUCGUGGAACACUUGGUAGAACAUUUCAUGGACCAAAUGCUCGCCGAAUGCUCGACCCUGAUCAAGAGCAAUGAUACCGAGAAGCUGGCCCUACUCUUCCGGCUGAUGGACCAAGUUGCGGACGGUCGUGGGAUCACACCGAUGCUCGAGCAGAUGAACGAAUACAUCGUACAGCAAGGCUUAGCCGACAUGCGUGCGAACGCGAGUACAAUCACCCAGGAUUGCGAGAAAUAUGUCGAAGCCUUAUUAGAUCUAUACAAUAAGUUCAGCAGACUCGUAGAAGAAGCCACGGAAAAUGACCCGAGGUUCCUGUCUGCCAGAGACAAAGGAUUCGAGGAGAUCGUCAAUAACUGCAGCAUAUUUAUGAUUGAAAUACCAAACAAACCCAAAAGUAUGAAGACGACGCCGGAGUCUCGGUGUCCCGAGCUCCUAGCCAACUACAGUGAUAUGUUAUUGCGGAAGACUCCUCUCUCGAGGAAGCUCACAAGUGACCAAAUCGAUGCGAAGCUCCACGAAGUCUUGAUACUCCUGCGUUACGUUAAAAAUAAGGACAUAUUCAUGCGGUAUCACAAGCACCACCUGACACGACGGCUGAUCUUAGAAAUUUCAGCCGAUAGCGAGAAAGAAGAAAAUCUCGUGGAGAGUCUCCGCAAUGUGGGAAUGCCCGCGGAUUACAUCAACAAUAUGCAGAGGAUGUUCAAAGACAUUGAGCUUAGUAAAGGUCUCAACAAAGAGUUCAAGGAGUUCAAGGAGCGGCAAGGUGGACAGCAAGGUCGGAGCUCCUUCACCGAUGCGGUCAACAUCAAGAUUCUCAACGUUGGGAGCUGGGCUCGGAGCGCGGACGUCAUACCCGUCUCCCUUCCAAUCGAGCUGGAGGACUUAAUACCGGAGGUAGAGGAGUUUCACAAACAAAAAUACAACGGUCGGAAGCUCCAGUGGCAUCACCAUAUGGCCAACGGAACCGUCAGUUUCUCGAACAGCAUGGGAAAGUUCGAUCUCGAAGUCACCACCCUUCAGAUGGCUGUUUUGUUCGCCUGGAAUCAGCGACCUUUGGAUAAAAUUUCUUUUGAGGGGCUCCGGCUGGCGACGGAGCUCCCCGACUCCGAGCUCCGGAGAACGUUGUACAGUUUAGUUAAUUCCACGAAAAUCAAGAAGCAGGUUAUACUGUGCGAUUUGCAAGAUGUAAAGACUCCCAAAGAUUUCAAAGAGUGCAGCGUGUUCUGGGUCAACCAAGACUUUUGUAUCGUGAAAAAUAACAAGGCACAGAAACGCGGCCGUCUUAAUCUGAUCGGGAGGCUGCAGUUAGCUUCAGAGAAAACAGCGGAGGAGAACCACAAUGAGAUCGCGGUACUCCGAGAGCUGCGUACCGAGGAGGGGAUCAUGAAGCUGAUGAAGAUGCGGAAACGCAUCUCUUACGCUCAAUUGCAAACAGAACUUGUGGAAAUUUUGAAGGGGCAAUUCUCACCCUCGAGGAAGCUCAUCAAGGAAUGCAUCGAAAAACUCAUUAACAACAAUCACGUGCUGCGGAGCGAUCAAGAUCUUAAUGAAUAUGUUUAUGUGGCCUAAUUGGCUGCGUGAGCGGACGCAUUUCGAAUUCCCCGCGGAGCUCCGAGGAAGCACUAAUAAGCUCGUUCCGAGUUCGGGCAAGGUCAGGAGCAGCGUGAAAAAAGGAGGACCACAGGGAAUAUCUAAAGACAGCGGUCGUAUUUUGUUCAUAGGAAUGUUACAUAAGCUAAAUACCUAGCGAGCACAGGCAUCGACCGACUUGAGAAUCCGAGAGGGAGAAUACGUCGGAAGGCAUGUCAAUAAAAUGUUUUGAGUC
Molecule: messenger RNA, 2803 nt
Organism: Galendromus occidentalis (western predatory mite)
Lineage: Eukaryota; Metazoa; Arthropoda; Arachnida; Mesostigmata; Phytoseiidae
Gene: Cul5
Product: cullin 5
Exons: 12
Coding region: 190-2547 (785 amino acids)
Biological process (GO): ubiquitin-dependent protein catabolic process
Molecular function (GO): ubiquitin protein ligase binding
Source: RefSeq, a predicted model, not a curated record